Colletotrichum graminicola M1.001 is the source of this 1311-nucleotide messenger RNA. Its product is annotated as cytochrome P450. The coding region runs from base 1 to 1311 and encodes 436 amino acids. The record is from RefSeq and is a predicted model, not a curated record. Gene Ontology annotation, molecular function: heme binding; iron ion binding; oxidoreductase activity, acting on paired donors, with incorporation or reduction of molecular oxygen. Lineage: Eukaryota; Fungi; Ascomycota; Sordariomycetes; Glomerellales; Glomerellaceae. The transcript is spliced from 4 exons.
AUGGACUUCCUCAAGACAGACACUCUACUCCUCGGAGGCGCCCUUCUUUGCGUCGCACUCGUUACGUAUGUCUACGCCGGCAUCACAAAUCCGCUUUCACAUAUCCCAGGUCCAUGGUACACCCGGUUCACCACGAUGGCCUCCGUCUAUAAAACCAUCAUGGCGUGCCAUCCUGUUUGGAUCCACGAGCUACAUGCGAAAUACGGCCCAGUGGUGCGAUACAGCCCACACCAGGUCGAUGUCUCUGACCCGCCUGGAUGCCAACACAUCAUCGGCGCCAAGACCGGCUUCCUCAAGUCGCCUUGGUACUCCCAACUCGUUACGGACUCCUCAAGCGUCUUCAACGAGAUCAAUCCAGACAUUCAUCGCAAGUAUAGACGACUUUUGUCAAAUCCCAUGUCUGAGACUGGCCUGAAGACAUUCUUGCCCCGGAUUGACAGCAAAGUGCGACUUGCUAUCUCGCGCAUCGAGGAAGAGAACAAAGUUCGCGGGGCGGCCGACGUUGCCAAGUGGUUCAUGUUUCUCUCGUUUGACGUCAUUGGUGAUCUUACCUUUGGUGAGUCGUUUGGGAAUCUAGAGAGAGGCGAGAAAAACCAAUCCGUCAAUGAUUUUAUCAGCUUAGGCUUUGUUUCUAGCCUUCGCACUACGUUCCCAAUAAUUGCCUUCCUGUCGCUCUAUCUCCCUAUCCCGGUCUUCAAGGAAGCCACAACCAUUCAGUAUCGAACUUUCGACUACACCCAAGACGCACUAGACCGCCACGCCAAGCGGAUUGAGGAGACUGGCUCUGAUUCACACCCAAGCGUCUUCUCAAAGGUGUACAAUGCAGGGCAGGAAGAAACAUGGACGCCGAUUGAGAUCCGCGACAACGCUCAGGUCUUUAUUGUAGGCGGCAGCGACACCACCGCUAACUCUAUGAUUUACCUUGUCUGGGCUGUUUGCAAGUACCCCAACAUCAAAGCUAAGCUCUUAAAGGAGCUGGACGGCCUCCCCGAUGAUUAUACCUACGACGAUCUGAGGGAGCUGAAGUACCUAAAUUGGGUUGUCAACGAAACACUGCGGCUCUAUACAGCUCUACCAUGUGGCCUCCCGCGGAUAGUCCCUGCCAGUGGUGCUGAGUUUGCUGGAAGGUUUAUCCCUAGUGGCUUCACAGUCACAACACAAGCCUAUAGUCUCCAUCGGAAUGAGAAUGCUUUCCCUGACCCAUACCGCUUCUACCCGGAGAGCCUGCCUGGGUCGACACUUGGGGCGAAUCGAGCUCCGCCUAAUCACUGCAAGGUUCUUCAAGGCUUUCCCGAAGGCCACAGUAUCUGA